This is a messenger RNA of Heteronotia binoei (common prickly gecko), 4420 nucleotides long. Its product is annotated as E3 ubiquitin-protein ligase TRIM41-like. The transcript has 6 exons. NCBI's taxonomy places the organism in Eukaryota, Metazoa, Chordata, Lepidosauria, Squamata, Gekkonidae. Gene Ontology annotation, molecular function: protein binding; zinc ion binding. Bases 1141 to 3084 code for a protein of 647 amino acids. The record is from RefSeq and is a predicted model, not a curated record.
CUCCACCCCUCCAGAACGACUUUCCUUCUUCCCCAGCCUCAGCCAGUCCUCGCAGGCUCCCCUCUUGCUUCUGACAACUUCCCUUCCCUCUCCCCUUCCCCCCAAUUUCUAAAUAAGAGACGCGAACACCCAGGCUGAACAGACCUCCCAGACCUGUCUCCCUCACGAAGCUAGCUGCGCGACGCUCUGCCACACCCCGGCAGUCCUACUCUAUGGUCGCUUUAUAAUGUCUCACGCCGGAUAUUGAGGGGGAAGGUGGGUGAUGGUUCACGAAUCCCGAAGUUCGCAAGUACGAUGGCAGCCCUUGAGGAAAAAACGCUGCGCUCCGUCGACGUGCUAAACGGCCCCAAGGAUUGUCUGUAGAGAAUUUUUUAUAUAAGGGUUGUAUAGAGCUUCAUUGUGAUUCCAGCCCAGCUACGAAUCACAUCAUCCGGAAACUGACCGGAAGUUCCUUUCUAUUCUGUUACGGGUGUUUCUGUGGUUCCCAAGGAUAAUGUCUACCGGUUAGGUCGGUGCUACACAGCAGGAAAAAAGGGCAACGUAUGGCCUCUAACCGGAAACGAGGCGCAAAGAACUCGCGCGAUAAGCGACUUGCUCUGGGCGCCACAAUCGAAUUGCCUCAGACUAGCGACCGGUGUGAGGCUGGUGGCAACGGCGCGCGAGAAAAGUGACAGAAGCCUGAAGCGGGAGGGGAUGAAGGCAGAGUGGGCGGGUCUAGACGAAGAGCCUCCUCCCUUUCAAGGAAAACGCAACAGCGCUGUCGCGAGGAGACCUUAAUUUAUGUGUGGGGCGUGAGGAAGUUAUAAAGCUACCAUAGAGUAGUACUGCCGGGAUGUGACAGAGCGUCGCGCAGCUAGCUUCGUGAAUAAGAAAAGUCCUGGGUGUUCGUGGUACUGGCUGUGAUUUCGGAACCAAGGUGAAGGAGGUAUUUAGAGGCGUCUGGGAGGAUUGGCUAGGCUAGGGACUAGGCCUUUAAGAAGGAAAGUCGUUCUGGAGGGGUGGAGUUCGAGUGCGAAGAGAGGUGGUAGCAGCAGGACGGAGAGAAAAGCUGACUGCUAGGUAGAGCAGAGGUCCGUCGGUGGAGGAGCAGGCAGGCGUGAGUUGGUCCCCUCCCAGCAGUGUGGAGGACCUUCGAAGGCCAUGGCGGCGGCAGGGCCCAUAGGUGGUGGCCUCCUGAACCCCGUGGCCACCCUCCACGAGGAGGCUGUCUGUGCGAUCUGCCUGGACUACUUCACGGACCCGGUGUCCAUCGGAUGCGGCCACAACUUCUGCCGCGUGUGCAUCACUCAGUUGUGGGGUGCCGCUGCCGAGGACAGCCCAGAUGAGGAAGAUGAAGGCGAAGAUGAUGGAGGAGCGUCUGGCUCCGAUGGUGACUACAGGCCUGGUUCUGAGGAGGCGGUGGAUGAUGGAGGGAUAGACGACUUGGGACCGGAGGAAGAUGGUGAUGAUGAGGAUGAUUUAGAGGAGUACCUGGAUGGUGGGGACAUGGUUGAGGAAGAAGACGACGACGAUGCAUCUCGGGAUGGGUAUGAUGAAGAUGAUGAGAUCGCGUGGGAUGAAGAAGUCAACGGAGACUUUUGGGACCAGGAUCCUGGGUCGGAUGAGACGUGGGAGGAUGCCAUGGGGGGUGACCUGUUCUUUGAUAAUUACAAUGAGGAGGAGGAAGUGAUGGAGGAUGAAGCAGUGGAGGACGAGGCAGACUCCCCUCUUACUCCACCACCGCGCCAGUCUUUCACCUGCCCACAGUGCCGCAAAACCUUUCCUCACCGCAACUUCCGUCCCAACCUUCAGCUGGCGAACAUGGUGCAGAUCAUCCGCCAGAUGCAUCCUCAGCCCUUCAAGAGCACAACCCCUCCAGCUGAGGUGGUGGAGUUGGCGGCGGCAGGGGAUGCGUUGGGAGUGUCAUCGGCCUUGGCAGCGGGCAGAGGUGUGCGAGGUGAGCGCGUCUUGUGUGAGAAGCACCAGGAGCCCCUCAAGCUUUUCUGUGAGGAGGAUGAGGAGCCGAUCUGUGUGGUGUGCAUAAAAUCGCGCAGCCAUAAGCACCAUAAUUUCGUGCCUCUUGAGGAAAUUGUGGAAGAAUACAAGGCCAAGCUCCAGGGUCACUUGGAUCCACUGAAGAAGAAACUGGAGACAGUUCUGAAGCAGAAGUUGAGUGAACAGGAGAAAGUAUCUGAACUGAGAAACAAGAUGAAGCUGGAUAUGAAAGAAUUUGAGUCGGACUUUGAGCGGCUACACCAGUUCCUUGUGGGGGAGCAGGCACAGCUGCUCCACCAGCUAGAGGAUCGCUACAACAUUCUACUAGCCUGCCAUAAUAGUAAUGUUACCCACCUGGAGGAGCAGAGUGCCACGCUCAGCCACCUCAUUGCGGAAGCUGAAGACAAGAGCAAGCAGGAUGGUUUGCAGCUGCUCAAGGAUUUCAAAGGCACAUUAGUCAGGUGUGAGAACAUAAAAUUUCAGGAUCCUGAGAGGGUGCCAGUGGACACAGGAAAGAAAUAUCAGAACUAUUUCCUUCUAGACACCUUGAUGAGGAAGAUGGAGAAAGUCUUCUGCAAAGUCCCUCAAGUUGACUUGACCCUGGACCCAGAGACAGCACAUCCAAGCCUCACCCUUUCCUCAGACUGCCACAGUGUCCAACUCGGGGAGCAUUGGCGAGAUGUGCCCAACACCUCCAAACGCUUCAACUCAGACUAUUGCGUGCUGGCUUUGAAGGGUUUCACCUGGGGCCGCCACUGUUGGGAAGUGGAGGUGAGUGGUGGGUGGGGUUGGGCCGUGGGGGUGACCCGCAAAAUGGCCAGACGCAAAGAGAAGUCCAGCAGAGGACCCCACCUGAAGCGGGAGAUCUGGUGCGUGGGGACUAAUGGGAAGAAAUACCAGGCCCUGACGGCCACUGAGGAAACGUCCCUCUCUCCAUCGGAGAAGCUCCGGCGCUUUUGUGUCUACCUGGACUAUGAGCGGGGCCAGCUGAGCUUCUACAAUGCCGAGAGCAUGACCCACAUCCACACUUUCAAUGUUUCUUUCCAUGAGCGCAUUUUCCCUUUCUUUUGCGUCCUCUCCAAGGGGCCCUGCAUCAAACUUUGCAAUUGAUGGUGCCAUUGCUGCUGCCGUUACAUAUAACUGGAUGCUGUCCCCACCCUAAGUACAAAACUCUCCAGUCCUCUUUGUUCAUCCCUGGUACAAGAUUCAUGCUCCUUUCCACCCUUAGAGUUUGGUGGAUUCCUAUCCUGAUGUGAAUCCAAUCUGGCAAGGACUCAUCUCAGUUCUUCUAAAGAGCUACUACGUCCCUGAUCUGAUUCCCCCCCCCCCCCCCCCACUCCUUUAGAGAUCUGGUUGUGGCUCAGAUCUGUCCUUGCAAAAACCUCUUUCUUUGCCUUUUGGGGUUCUGCUGUGAGCAGACAGCUUUACUUGCUGGGUCUUUCUUCCAAGAUCUCUGUAUCCUUGAUUACCCUCCCCCCUUUUCCUCUGGAGAAGGCUUGUGAAUUGAGCCUUAUCUGGCAGCAGGUAAUUCUCCAUUUUAUUCGGAGAAUGGGAAUCUGCCACAGCAAGAAAAAGCCUUGGGACUACUGUUUUCCACCCAUUCUAAACCCAUUCAGAUCUUAGAUUUCUUGCAAUCCCUAACUUUUGGUGCCCUGGUUAUAUGCCUGCUAUCAGCAUAUUCUUAGAACUGCUUUCCCAGCAUGGAUUUGACCUUGUUCUGUCAGGACACCACCAAGUGUCGAGGAACCACCUAAAAUGUUGGUCUACAUUUUAAAUACAGCUUUUAGAGAAUCAUUGUGCCUGGUUUCUGGAUCCAGGGUGGUUUUUCCCACUCUAACUGCUCCAGUGUCUUUUUCCUCUUCACUAAACACAGGCUAACUUAUCCUUAUUUUUACUACCAUCAUACAUUUUUAAAGAGAAGUGGCUAUCAGUCCCAUCCCACUGCUGUGUGUGAGUUGAGAUAAUGUCCCAGCUGUCUGUUUUCCUUUCCUUGCUGCUGUUUCCCUCUUCUGCUUAGAUUGGAUUUAUAGCUGGUAUCAGUGUGUGAUGUACACAUUAUUUCAGCCAAUGGCAAGUCCUAGCUGGACAGACUCUUCUGCUUAGAUGCAGCUGUGGAUGGCCAUGGCUGCUGGAAUGAAUGUAACCUCAGAAGUUCACUGUAAAGCUUUGCAGAUGGGAGUCCAUGGCUGCCCUCACCUUCACCCUACCCUGAGGUUUAGGUGACUUAUUUUCAAUAAUUUCACUUGUUUGCAGUUGAAUCCUUCUGCUCUCCCACUCCUGGAACCACUGGGGCUUCAGCUGUGCCAGCUAUGUGCGUAUGUGUGUGUCUGAGUUCUUUUUGGCAUCACAGAGCUCCUUUUGAACUAUUUUUGAUUAAAAAGAGUCUUCAAGAUUUAGUUUUUUUGGAGAAAAACUUGAGAGAAUAAAUGCAACUCGUAAAAGUUAA